GCGGCUCCGUAAAAAAGUAAAUAAUUGGAACAAUUUUCGAUUUUUAAAUUCUAAUAAGAAUAUAGCUAUGGCACCGGUGUUAUUAAAAGGAUGGAAAUACGCUGCCUUUAUUGGGUCAAUCGUAGGUUUUAUUGGUCUUGCAAUCUAUCCAAUAAUCAUUGAACCAAUGAGAAAUCCUCAAAAGUAUAAAGAAAUUCAAAAAAGGAAUCGACAGGGAAUUAAUCAGGAAGAAGUUCAGCCGGGGAACAUGAGAGUAUGGAGUGAUCCAUUUAAACCACUGAAAGGAAAAGAGUAGUAAAAAUACUUCGACUGUUGUAUAUGUUGUAAACAAAUAGCAAUUUAAUAAACUUUUUUCUUCUUAGAAACGUAAGAUAA
Molecule: messenger RNA, 375 nt
Organism: Clunio marinus
Lineage: Eukaryota; Metazoa; Arthropoda; Insecta; Diptera; Chironomidae
Source: the annotation of a GenBank genome assembly